Molecule: messenger RNA, 992 nt
Organism: Misgurnus anguillicaudatus (oriental weatherfish)
Lineage: Eukaryota; Metazoa; Chordata; Actinopteri; Cypriniformes; Cobitidae
Gene: plex9.1
Product: PML-like exon 9.1
Biological process (GO): DNA catabolic process
Cellular component (GO): cytoplasm
Molecular function (GO): 3'-5'-DNA exonuclease activity; nucleic acid binding
Source: RefSeq, a predicted model, not a curated record
ACAAACACACGCAGCCAGAAUCACAUAAGGCAGUAAACAUGAAUGGAAAGUUGCGUUUAAAACAAUGAAUGAUUGAUUUGAUUUGUCGAUUUGUUUUUUAAGAGUUGCGGGUUGUCGCUCCUCCUGAGAGGCACAGCCUUUAACUUACUCACUCAUGUGUUCAUCAUCAAUAUUAAAAUAAUAAAAGACGGGCGUGACACAGACGAGAAACGAAACUGAGAGACGCGGAACUGAAGUGUCAUGUGUCUGAGUCUGGACCGAUUGAUCAGAGAUUUGAUCAGAUAACAGAUCAUGUGCUUUAUAAACCCGAUCUCAAUCCUCAUUCGGCUCUUCUUCAGUGGGAGAUCUCGUAAAGUGAUGAUGCCUGAUACUGGUGAAGAAACGCCGGUGUUUUUUGACCUCGAGACCACAGGACUGAACACCUCAGCCUGUGAUAUUGUACAGCUGUCUGCCAUCAGCAGUGAUAAAGCAUUUAAUGCGUACAUGCUACCCCGCUGCUGCAUAACGGACGGAGCCGCACGUGUCACGGGUCUGACGGUAGAUGGUGAUGCCCUGCUACGCCAUCGAAGGCCCGUCCGCACCACUCCACAGAGACAAGCGCUCAUUAACUUCAUCUACUUCCUCAAAACUUUCAACAGACCUUUUCUGGUGGGACACAACAGCAGAAGGUUCGAUUGGCCCAUUUUAAUGCGGGUCAUGGAGGAGUUUGGCCUGUUGGAAGAUUUCGGGGAGGUGGUGUCGGGGUGUGUGGAUACACUGACUAUGAGCAGAGAGAUGUUUCACCUGGAGAAAUACAACCAGCCGUUUCUGGUCAAGCAUUUUCUUGGAGAAUCAUAUGGAGCUCAUGAUGCAACUGAGGAUGCCCGGACUCUACAGGAGCUCUACAGAGUCUGGAAACCCUGUAAAGCUCUCGUGAUGAAGCACAAAAGUUUCAUGUGAUUGAUGGACACAACCCUGGGAUCAUGUUUGUAGUGAUUUGGUACUGAUCAGUG